This is a messenger RNA of Ruditapes philippinarum (Manila clam), 2362 nucleotides long. RefSeq names its product influenza virus NS1A-binding protein homolog. Lineage: Eukaryota; Metazoa; Mollusca; Bivalvia; Venerida; Veneridae. The record is from RefSeq and is a predicted model, not a curated record. Gene Ontology annotation, molecular function: protein binding.
UGACAGUUCCAGAUGACCAAGUGAAGGCAGUUUACAGAUUGUCCCAAGAUCUUCGUAUACAUUCAGCAACAAGGGCGUGUGCGCAGUACUUGACCUCUUGUCUCGACCCUGACAAUUGUCUAGGAAUCCGUAUGUUUGUUGUUGACCCGGAGUUUCGGGAACAGGUGGAUCAGUAUAUAGCAUGUAAUAUAAGGGAGGUUACUAACAGUAAAAAGUUCUACGGGCUGAGCAGGAUUUCCUUGGAGAUAGUUGCACCAGAUGAGCACCAGGUGAACCGAGCCAGUAACGAGGAAAUAUUACCAAAGGUUCUGAGUUGGUUAAAGGAGAAAUUUCCCUCAUGUAAAAACAAAAUAGAGCCUCUGACUGAAGAUUUGAUCGUACUAUACUUGAAUUCUGACAACACUCUCACAGACUGUGAUGAGGUAGACGAUGAGGUCAUUCAGGACAAUGAAGUGGUACAAGACUACAAGAAAAUGACCAGACGUAAACAGAGUGGAAGGGUUGGUCAGAAAGAAGUAGCAAAUGUAUCACCCGAAGCUACCGGUACACCAAAUUAUAUGAAGUUUAAUAUCGAGCCAAAGCACCCUGUGCACGAACAGGAAUGGUCCAUCGUUGCAUCUUAUAAAACUAAAGAUCGAUCAUACAUGGCUAUAGCGAUGAUGAAUGGUAAUCUGGUGACUAUAUCGGUACAUUACCGGCCUGCCGUAUCAACCGGCAGUGGAAAUGAAGAACCCGGUUCUCCGGUGCACAACAGUAACAGCAGUAACAGUUUGUUUGAUAAGGAUGACGAUCAGGAAUCUUUGAAGGGUAUGUCUACCAACAGAUGUGCAUUUGGUCUGAAAGCUCUCGAUGGAAAACUGUUUGCUUGUGGGGGAUACGAUAGAGGGGAAUGCUUGAAGUCUUCUGAGGUGUACGACUUUGAUACUAACAUGUGGUCACUGCUAGGGGAAAUGAAGUCUGCCCGAGGGCGAUUCAGUAUUGCUCUUUACGAGGGGAAGAUCUAUGCAUGUGGCGGAUCUAACGGGAACCAUGAUAUGAAAACGGUAGAAUGUUACGAUCCGAGAGAAAACAAAUGGACGGUCGUUGCUGAGUCACCAAGAGGGAAAGCCUCUCCAGGUAUCACUGUUCUUCAAGGGAAGUUGUAUGUUCUUGGCGGCUGUAUUGGUCAAUCAACCGUGUCAGUCUGCGAGGUUCUUGACCUAGAAACAAAGGAGUGGAAGGCAAUUUCUUCUAUGAGAAUACCGAGAUUCCAGGUUGCUGUGACUGUAUUCAGAAACAAGAUAUAUGCUGUCGGUGGCACAAACGGUUGGAAAUGUCUGAAUGAAGUGGAGGUAUAUGACCCGCAGACGAAUGAGUGGUCUAUAACGUCGCAUCUGAACAUUGCUAGACGAGGGGCUGGUGUUGACGUUCAUAAAGGGAAAAUGUAUGUUGUUGGUGGCAACGAUGGUACAUCAGCCUUGAAUUCUACUGAAAUAUACGAUCCCGAGACCCAUACAUGGACACUGGGACCAACGCUCGUCACCCAUCGUGCAAAUUGCGGAGUUGCUGUUCUUGGGGAUAAGCUCUUCGCCACAGGAGGUUUCAAUGGCAAAAAGUUCUUGAAUUCAAUGGAAUUUCUCGAUCUGCGUAAAAGCGAAUAUUGGCGUAUGGACAUGCCUGGUUGUGAGGAAAAUGGAACAGAUGGUAUCCAUAAUCAAAACGGUACAAAUGGUAGUUGUAGCGACGACGGUUCCCAAAAUGGCGGCAUGUUCAUGGAAGCGGGCGACGUGAAUAGCAACGUGACCGAAGCAGUGAUCUCAGGAGAAAAGGGGAAGAAACAUGGCUCGGAAGUUAACGGGGACUUGAACCAAGAUACAAUGUCCGAUAUUAAAACAAAAUCAUAGCCAAGGUUUUCAGAUUUUCAGCUUAUUGUACUUUCAUGUUAAUGUUCAUUAUCCAUUUUUUUGUGAUUCAUAAUCUGUGCACUCCUUAAGAUUAGAAAAGGGGGUCACUCAUAAUUUUUUUUUUCAUGUAAAGAAUGCAUUGAUAUGUGGAAAUAUUAUUAUCUAUAUGUAUUACAGUAUACAUGAACCCUUAUAAUAACUGGGAAUUUAUUAUAGGCUAAGGCUAUGUUUCAAUUUUCUCUGCAUGCAAUUUUUGAUAAAAUGAUUGUAUAAAAUAAACAUACGCUGUUCAUAUUGGAAUGUCAUUGAGCCAUGUAUUUCUACAUACAUCAGUUUUAUGGUGUCACUAAGGUUGGGAAAAAAAAACUGUUUUCAAAACUUUUAUGUUUUAAUAAUAGUCUUGCUUUUUUUAAGCUCACCUGAGCACACAGUGCUUAAAGGUGAGCUAUUUGGAUCACUCAUUGUCCAAUAUCUGAGUU